Durusdinium trenchii is the source of this 172-nucleotide messenger RNA. NCBI's taxonomy places the organism in Eukaryota, Dinophyceae, Suessiales, Symbiodiniaceae. The record is from the annotation of a GenBank genome assembly.
AUGAAGAAGAAGAACAACCGCGUCGUGGAGAAGUCCGACCACAUCACGGAGGAGAUCAAUCACAUCCUGGAGGAGAAGUUUGACGAGUUCAACGACGACUACCAGAUCCACCUGAUCUUGGACAAGGACGUCGUGGACAUGGAGGAGAAGAUCAUGACAGUGGACCAGAAGA